Saccostrea echinata is the source of this 5017-nucleotide messenger RNA. Its product is annotated as aminopeptidase N-like. Lineage: Eukaryota; Metazoa; Mollusca; Bivalvia; Ostreida; Ostreidae. Gene Ontology annotation, molecular function: metalloaminopeptidase activity; peptide binding; zinc ion binding. The transcript is spliced from 21 exons. The record is from RefSeq and is a predicted model, not a curated record. Gene Ontology annotation, biological process: peptide catabolic process; proteolysis. Gene Ontology annotation, cellular component: cytoplasm. Bases 217 to 3228 code for a protein of 1003 amino acids.
UUAAGAUAUUGCCCCGCAGGAUUGCACAUAAAUUUUAUCAUUUAAAAGACAUUCCCAGCGGAAUAAUAAACCUGUGAUAAAGUCGCAAUCAAAGUCUCACGACCUCUUUAAAAUCGGUGUCAGGUCCAUUUUGAUACCAAGAGCGAAACCCUUUUAGCCCCUACAGUGAACGCGGUUCGGAUGGGAUGAAAUCUGCGUGAUCGGAUAACUUUCGCUAUGGGCAAAGCUGAAUCCUUUGAUUUCACAGACAUGGCUAAGUAUAAUAGCGAGGCACAGCUGACUCCGGGUAGCAGCAGAAAGGGGUGUUUUAUUUCUGUAUAUGUGGGGAUUUUAAUUCUUUUUCUGGUGGUAUGCUUGGUGUUAGGGGUGGGACUCUUGAUCUAUUUCGCCAGAACUGACCAGAACUGUAGCGAUAAGUCCGGUAUUUCCGAGGGAACUGCGGCAGAAUUAAUUGAUAAAUGCAAGGAUUUUAUUGAUAAAGGGGAUACCACUUUAUGUGAAGCAUGUACGAAAUCCACAUCAGCCAUUCCAGUCACGACACCAGCGCCCUCUAAGCUACAGGAUGUCCGGCUUCCCAUGUCUGUACUUCCGGAACUAUAUACUGUAGAACUUCAGCCGAACAUGUACGAAGGUCCACCUGAACUAUUCACCUUUAACGGAUCUGUCCGAAUCAGAGUCAAAUGUCACGAAUCUACCAACAAUAUCACACUACAUAUAAAUAAACUUAACUUGACGGAGGAAAUUCGGGUGACUCCUGUUGGCUCCUCUUUUCCUCUUCGUUAUAAAAGACAUGAGAUAGAUACGAAACGUCAAUUCUUGAUUGUGUACACGACAGCCUCUCUACAGGCAGGUCAAUAUUAUGACCUUGACCUCUCUUUUAUUGGUCCUCUGAAGGACGAUCUUCACGGAUUAUAUUUAAGCUCGUACAGAAGAAACAACCAGACAGUAUACGCUGCUACUACACAAUUUCAAGCAACAGACCUCCGGAAAACAUUCCCCUGCUUCGAUGAACCAGCUAUUAAAGCAAAAUUUGAUAUCACUUUAGUACGCAAAGGUCAUUUGACAUCAUUGUCUAACAUGCCAAAAAUAACCUCCGAUAAUAGGGGCAACGGAUGGAUAGCAGAUCGAUUUAAAACCACGCCUCCUGUAUCCACAUAUUUAUUAGCGUUUAUCGUCAGUGACUUUAACUACAAAGAGGAUAAAACAGCUAACAAUAUAACUUAUAGGGCUUGGUCCAGACCUGAGGCUAUAAACCAGACCGAGUAUGCGCUUUCUGUUGGAACCAAGGUGCUUACCUACUUUGAAGACUAUUUUGGUAUUCCCUUUCCACUUCCAAAGCAAGAUAUGAUAGCACUUCCGGACUUUGCUGCUGGUGCCAUGGAGAACUGGGGAUUGAUAACAUACAGAGAGACCGCCAUGUUAUACGACAAACACGAGUCGUCAGAGUCUAAUAAACAAAGGGUAGCAGUUGUAGUCUCACACGAACUAGCUCAUCAGUGGUUUGGCAAUCUUGUCACCCCGUCCUGGUGGGAUGACCUUUGGUUAAAUGAAGGAUUCGCCAGCUUUGUAGAAUACAUGGGUGUAGACUACGUUCAUCCGGACUGGAAAAUGUUCGAUCAAAUUGUUGUUGAAGACGUACAAGAUGUUUUUAACUUUGAUGGACUAGUGACGUCACAUCCGGUUUAUGUACCUGUUUCUCACCCUGAUGAGAUCAAUGAGAUAUUCGAUAGAAUAUCGUAUGGAAAGGGUGCUUCCAUCAUUCGGAUGAUGAGGUUUUUCCUAGGAGAGGGAACAUUUAAAAAUGGUCUUAAGAGAUAUCUGAAGAAACUGGAAUAUAAAGCAGCUUUCCAUGACGACUUGUGGUACGCUCUUGGAAAUCAAUCUGCCAUAGAGCAAAAGAAUAUAAAUGUUAAGGAGAUUAUGGAUACAUGGACACUUCAAAUGAAUUUUCCCGUCGUCAAGGUAACUGUCAUGGCGGACGGCAACAUCCGCCUCACACAGAAAAGAUAUCUCAGGGAUUAUGACGCAGUGGAUCCUGGGAAAUAUGUGUCACCUUUUAAUUACAAAUGGGAAAUACCAUUUACUUAUACAACAAAAUCCAGUCCAAACUUUAAUCAAACUGACGGUGAUAUUCAUUGGAUGCAUAAGACAGAACAAGAAAUAAUAACAUCAAAUAUACAACAAUCUCAUUGGAUAAUUGGUAAUGUGAUGCAGUAUGGGUAUUAUCGCGUGACUUACAGUGAUGAGAAUUGGAAUAGACUUAUUCAGCAAAUGGACGAGGACCACACGGUUAUUCAUUCAGUAAACAGAGCACAGAUUAUCAAUGAUGCAUGGAAUUUGGCUAAAUCAGGAGACUUAAGCAUGACUAUUGCCCUUAAAACUGUGAAUUAUUUAGACAAAGAGACAGAAUUCGUGGCCUGGCAAGCAGCUCUGCGUGAAUUAGGUUACGUAGAUUCAAUGCUAGAAAGGACAGCGUUGUACGGGCCAUUUUCUAAAUUCAUGAGAAACAAAGUCAGUGGUAUAUUUAAUCCUUCUUCUUUGAGCAGUUCUAAUUUUACUCACCUUGAAUCGUAUGUUAAUACACUGAUAGCUGCUGAAGCGUGUAAAUAUGGAUUGCAAAGUUGUGUCGAUGAGGCGUCCAGACUUUUCAAACUCUGGAAACAAACACCACACAGUAAUCCAAUUCGGUCAUCAAUUCGUUUGACUGUUUACUGCUCAUCCAUUAGACAUGGUGGUAUUGAGGAAUGGGAUUUUGCCUACAAGAUGUACCAGCAAUCUAACCUAGCUUCAGAGAAAUCUAGACUAAUGCUGGCGUUAUCUUGUUCCAAAGAAGUCUGGAUUUUAAGUAGAUAUCUUAAAUAUUCGCUUACGCCAUCAGAAAUACGUAAACAAGAUGCUACUGACGUCAUAACCUAUAUAUCUAAGAAUGAAAUAGGGCGUGGCCUUGCCUGGGAUUUUGUUCGAGAGCACUGGAGUCAGCUACUGAAAGAAUUUGGCGUGUCUUUAUUUUCAUUUACACGAUUAAUAUCGGGAGUGACGUCACGGUUUAACACUAAGUUUGAACUUAGACAGUUGGAAGCUUUCCUGAGAGAGAAUCCCGACAUGGGAUCAGGAACACGGGCCUUCCAACAGGCUAUAGAGAAAACGAAAAGCAACAUCAAGUGGAUGGACAAAAACUAUGACAUAGUGAAGCAGUGGCUGGUGGAUCAAGGCUUUUUAAACCCAUAAUUGGCAAGAAAUUUGGCGGAUCUAAAAAUGUCACUGUCAACAUUAUAGAAGAUUGAAAAGUAAAGACUGAAUAAAGCUGGUAUCAUAGUUAAGUAACCUUUUUAAAUUAUGAAUUGGGGGAAAAAAGUAGGCUGAUCAAAUGAAAUAUGGAUUGCCAACAUAAAGUUGUAGAAUAUUAUUGUAAAAUCAUAUAUUUUCAUGGGGUCAAAUUUUGGUGGUUUGAGGAAAAAAAUAUGGGUUUGUGGAGAUUUGAUUUUGAGGAUGAGGUAUUGUUGAGUAGUAAUAUCUGUGGAAAAUCACAUUUCGUGGUGGACUUAAAUUUAUGGGUCUCUUCAUACCUCGAUAACAAAGAAAACCCUCACGAAAAUAAGUGAUUUCACAUUAUAUACAUAAAGCUAAAUGUAUAUCUAUGUUUAUAGUUAAUGAACAUCUCAAAACCCAUUUUCAGUAAAGGAGGUAAUGAAAAUGUUGUAAUUCGAGUGUGUAGCUAGAAAAUCAAAAUUUUAAGAUGUAUAAAAUAUUGCACCUUUAUUAAUUUAAUUUUUCAAGCAGAAGUGACAUCAAUUAGAACACAAAUUUUAAUUUUCAGCAUUGGGUAUUGAAGGUAAACAUUGGGCAAUUUUAUUCUACGUCUACUGUACAACUUACAUGCAUCUCUUUUUUAUCUAUUACUGUAUAUUCUGUUUAAGAAUGUUAUCAGAUAGAUUAUUUCAGAAUAAAAAAUAAAGAUUGACUUAAUAGAACUCCAGUUUAUAUACAUCAAUGAUAUUUAAAUACAUUUUUUCACGGAUAAUGAAAAAAAAAAAGAAUAAUAAUGCAAAAGGGUGGUAUCGUAUAAGUUUGUUAAGUUAAUUAAGUAAGUUAGUUAAGGUAAGUUAAGUUAGUUAAGCUAGGUAAGCUAAUUUAGUAAAGUAAGCUAGUUACGCUAAGUUAGUGUAAAAAAUUGACUAUCAAUGCUCUUUGUCAGAUAUGUUUCAUUUUUACAUCAGAAAUCUGAAAUUAAUUCGAAUUAUCUUUAAACACAUAUAUGAAUUGAAAAAUGCACAACAAUUGUCAUCAAAUUGAAGGCUAGGCUUUUUCUAAAUUCCUUUCCAAUUUCUUUUCGUGUUUCUUCAUUGGGAUAAGUUGCUAGGAGUAAAGUGUUUCUUUAAAGAGAUGAUAAGUUCUUGGGGUUAUGUUUAUGAACCUAAUGUAUUUAUGACCUUAUUGUACUUAUGAUCUUAAAAAUGUUUAUGAUUAAAACGUGCAAAUCUGUAGAAUGCACACGUUAUUUCAUUUGCAAAAAUUGUUUAUUCCUUUGAAAUUUUAGGUUUACAUAGACUUUAUUGCUAGGCAAUUCAAAGAAAAGCAAGUAUCUCCUUACAAUUUGGAGUUGGAGAAUCUAUUUUUCAACGGUAUAACUGAUUCUUGCAUCAGCACUUGCUCUUUGAAUGUGCAACGUUUUCUACCAUUGAGCUAGAAUUAUCUUAUCUCUUGAAAACUUUAUUAACUACCACUAAGAUCAAAUAUGGUACUUUGUUGCAGGCCAAAACUAAUUUUUGAUGGAUUUAAAUCUGUCGUCCGUCCCUUAAACAACGUUUUAUGUUGCUUUUUGUGUGUUCCAAUCAGGUUUUCGCAGAAUAGACAGACAUCAGCUUUUAAAAGAGUAUUAUUUUUAAUAUGUGAAAGCAUGAAGAAUACAUUAUGAAAGUGUAUGAAAAUAUAUGCAAUUAGUUUCAAUUUAGUUCAUUUUGCUGUGUUAUUGUUUUAGUUGAUGACGAGUAUUGAAAUAAAUUCGUUCAUACAACCA